CAACACUACAAAUCUAUUACAUUUAUUGAGUUGAGAUGGUAGGUUGAUGAAGUAUUGCUGCAGAUAAGAUUUAAUUUAAGGGCGACUGUCCAAUAGCAUGUCAGCUGAUUUUCUGGUACCUGGAGAAAGCGUUGUCAAGGAAAGAUGGAAAAUUACCAAGAAAAUUGGAGGUGGGGGAUUCGGUGAAAUUUACCAGGGGAAAGAUCUUUUUAACCACCAUGACUUGGUGGCAUUGAAACUUGAAUCCUCUCAAACUCCAAAACAAGUCUUAAAGAUGGAAGUUGCUGUUCUCAAGAAACUGCAAGGUUACGACAAUGUAUGCAACUUCAUUGCAUGUGGAAGAAAUGAUGUGUACAAUUACGUUGUUAUGUCACUUGUGGGAAGAAACCUUGCUGAUUUAAGACGUUCUAUGCCUCAGGGUUGUUUUUCGCUAAGUACAGCACUCAGACUCACUGUACAGAUGUUAGCUGGGAUCAAAGCUAUCCACACUGUGGGUUUCUUGCACCGUGACAUCAAACCGUCUAACUUCGCAAUGGGGAAGCAAGGAGCCUCAACUAGAAAGUGUUACAUGUUGGAUUUUGGGUUAGCACGGCAGUUCCUGACAGCUUCAGGGGAGUUACGACCUCCACGUCCUGUAGCUGGGUUUAGAGGGACAGUGCGUUACGCGUCCUUCAACGCGCACAAGAGCAAGGAACUGGGUAGACACGACGAUCUGUGGUCCCUGAUCUACAUGAUGAUAGAAUUCCUUACUGGUAAUUUACCGUGGAGGAAAAUCAAGGAGAAGGAGCAUGUCGGCGACAUGAAAAUUAACUGUGACAUGUACGGAUUGAUAAAGAAACUUCCUCCAGAAUUCAAGCUGAUCUUGGAUUACGUCAAGACUUUAGACUACUACCAGCUGCCCAACUAUAAGCAAAUCGAACAGUGGUGUAAAGCGCCGAUAAAACGGAAACACGUACGAGAAAGUGACCCAUACGAUUGGGAGAAAGGUUGCGGGGACGGAAGUCUCACCACCACCACGACCACUACUCCCAACUUGGUGCCUGAUAAUGUUAAGGAGAAAUGUAACUCCCCCUUCACCGGCUCUCCUGUGGAGCUGGGCAGUGGAGAAAAGGACGGGGAAUCGGAUGGGAAGGAGAACAAGAGAAAGGACAGACGUGAGCGGGAUGCGGGCGACGCUCACCGCCCGCCCAUGCAUCCUGACUCUAAAGUUCGGAACAAACAAGCAAGACGAACCGACCAAAACGGCAAACAUUCAAAUUAUAAAAAUUCUCAAGCCUCAAUAUACAAGCCUUCUGACGCUGAGCACAUCGACAAGGCAGACGCCAGCUGCACAAAAUUCAUCAACGAACCAGACAUGGAUUCAGAACAAUCGGGCGACCACGUCCUGAACCUUCAGAACAUCGAACUGGAGGAAGCGGGCGUCGCUAACCACGGUAAAUAUCCAAAGCACGGUCACCAAGUGGCACAGCACGCUGCUACUGGGGUGGCACAGCACGCUGCUACUGGGGUCGAUCAUACCGACCUCCGCAAACAAUCUAAUGUCGAUCUUGAUAAGCUUAUGAACGAGAUUGAUUCCCUUAAAGUAGCCAUUUGUGACAUGAAGGACAAGAGACGAGACUCUAGGGUCGUCUCGGAUGAAAAAUCUCGCAGUAAUUCUUCCGGGGACAAGAAGAGCGACAGUUCCUCUCGGAAGAGAAGGAAAAGCAAAGAACGGAAGAAAAGCAGUGAGCAUGCCGAGCAAAGAAGGACUAUAUUGUUUGAGGGUGCCGGCACUUCAAACGGCACAUCCUCCGCCCUGCACAGAUCUGGUGCGGGUGGUGACUUCGCUCCGAAGCUCGCCCCCCACCGGGCACUUGUAAGCACUGAAUCUAACAACUCGUCGUGUGACAAUCCCGUGAUACACUUAUACCCUCAGCCUCCACCCGGAAGAGCGGCAAGGAUAUGCGUAACGGCUAGCUCCCGCCUCCCAUACCACGUAUCUGGACGCAUUAGGCGACGAAGAUAUAUAGUUCCUUCCCAGAGUUCGGUUACUGACGAAAGGUGAAACCACGCACCCGCAACCACUGCCUCAGACUAAAACCACGCGUUAUUUUGAUGACGUCACGUGAUAUUGAUGACGUCACGUGAUAUUGAUGACGUCACAUGGAUGAUAGGUCUGCUGGUGACUCAGAGAUGUUCAUGAUGAGUCUGCUCAGAUUGAUGAAUUAUAACGAUGUUGUAUAUUUAAUUUUGUACAUGUUUUUUGCUAAUAUAUCAUAAUAUUUGCUAAUGAUAUAUAUGAAGUUAAAUUAUUAAUGAGAGCCCCCCGGACUGUAUUUAAUGUUUGCCGCCUUGUUUUUGUUUUUUAUUGCUGCUCUUGGAAGUUAAAGCUUUUUUUCUGUGACUGCCUAGCUGUAAAUAUAUAAUACUGUAGGAACCAAAAGUUAAAUGUAAAUUUUUGGCUUAAUUAAGGUAGAAAAUUAAAUUUACGCCUUUUGAGAGAACCUGUUAUGAGUAAAAUUUAAUUUUCUACAUGAAUUAUUGUGAUUUUAUGAUUAUAGUAUUGAGGGUAAAUUAGUGUACUACUCUAGUACUAGUAGAGGAUAUUCGCUUAGCCGAGCAGUAAAUUUGGGAUUUAACAAUCGUAAAACCAAUGCAAUCAAAUUAUUGCAUUCUUCAUCAUUCCUUAAAAUAUACCCAAAUUUCGACAUUAAUCCCGAAAAUUGAUUGAUCAUAAUUUUAAUCAAAUAGUAUGCUGGAUAAAUUAAUCAUUCGUCCUGUUGCUAAAAGUAAAGAAUUUCCAUUUAUUUCAAAAAGAUUCAUGGCUGAGGAACUGUUUGGCUAAUUUUAUAUGUAAAUAAAUUCUUGAUGAAAACCAUUUUGUAAAUAUUAUAAUGAUGCAUACAUAAAGAUCUAUAAAUAAUUUAUUUGAGAUUUAUUUUAUCAGAUGCCUGUUAAAAAUGGUCGGAAUGAGGUUCUUAUAUUAUGCCUUUGCCCUUUCUUGACAUCCGACUCAAGGCUGCAAUAUAUUUUCCUGUCACAAUAAUAUAUGAUAUUAUAAUUAUAACAACAACAAAAUAAUAACAAUCACAACUAACUAUACAGUAGUCGUAUUACAAUGCUACCUUAAGACCGACAAAUUUAGUCUACCAUAAAUUAAGGCAAACUUUUGACUAAAAUUGUUGUAAACCAAAUUUCAUGAGACUAAAUUUUUCGUCGACUAAUUUUAAA
This is a messenger RNA of Bolinopsis microptera, 3210 nucleotides long. RefSeq names its product tau-tubulin kinase 2-like. Gene Ontology annotation, molecular function: ATP binding; protein serine/threonine kinase activity. The record is from RefSeq and is a predicted model, not a curated record. The coding region runs from base 98 to 2044 and encodes 648 amino acids. Gene Ontology annotation, cellular component: nucleus; cytoplasm. The transcript has 13 exons. Gene Ontology annotation, biological process: signal transduction; peptidyl-serine phosphorylation. Lineage: Eukaryota; Metazoa; Ctenophora; Tentaculata; Lobata; Bolinopsidae.